Cyphellophora attinorum is the source of this 420-nucleotide messenger RNA. RefSeq lists its product as uncharacterized. The transcript has a single exon. Lineage: Eukaryota; Fungi; Ascomycota; Eurotiomycetes; Chaetothyriales; Cyphellophoraceae. Bases 1 to 420 code for a protein of 139 amino acids. The record is from RefSeq and is a predicted model, not a curated record.
AUGCUCCUCCCAUGCAUCACCACCGGCCUCGCAUUCCUCCUUCCUCUAACAGCCGCCGCCCCCAAGAAACCCAGCGGCAUGACAUACUGUACCCAAGCCAACUUCACCGGCAUUUGCAACAAUGUCCUCUCCGCCCACAUCACACAGGGCGCAGGUCGGGAGGUCGGCUUCGAGAAGUGCAUGCAGUUCCCCUACUGGACAGGGUCGUUCGCCGUCGGGCCCUGGACCGAGUGCACGCUUUAUCCGGACUACAUGUGCGCCAAGGACCUUAUCGUGCAGACAUUGCGAUUGGGGGGUAACAACAACCUGACGAGUGUCAGCGAUAUUGGUCAGAAGAUCCAUGUGCAGGGGAACGAUACAAAAGGGCCGUGGAUGGCUGUCAAGUGUGUUGCGAGUGAUAAGUAUUUGUGGAAUAGCUGA